Lodderomyces parapsilosis is the source of this 1560-nucleotide messenger RNA. It is a transcript of the gene SMF3, whose product is annotated as putative divalent metal ion transporter. Gene Ontology annotation, biological process: iron ion transport; intracellular manganese ion homeostasis. The record is from RefSeq and is a predicted model, not a curated record. The coding region runs from base 1 to 1560 and encodes 519 amino acids. Gene Ontology annotation, cellular component: plasma membrane. NCBI's taxonomy places the organism in Eukaryota, Fungi, Ascomycota, Pichiomycetes, Serinales, Debaryomycetaceae. Gene Ontology annotation, molecular function: cadmium ion transmembrane transporter activity; manganese ion transmembrane transporter activity. The transcript has a single exon.
AUGCACCCCGCAAUCAAAUCCUCCAUACAAACAUUCAAAAAGUAUCUCACGUUCAUAGGACCAGGUUUGGUGGUUUCAGUUUCCUACUUGGAUCCGGGCAACUACUCCACCUCAACUUCUGGUGGAUCAAUGUACCAAUAUAAACUAUGUUUUAUCAUUUUCAUGUCAAACAUAUUUGCAGUCAUUUUGCAAACACUAUGCGUAAAGUUGGGGACCAUAACUGGGCUCGAUCUAGCUGAAAUGUGUCGUUUGAACUUGACUCCCAAAUGGAACUUGUUUAUGUAUUUGUGUGCUGAAAUUGCCAUCAUUGCUACAGAUUUAGCUGAAGUGGUUGGAACGGCAAUUUCCUUGGAGAUAUUAUUCGGUAUACCCUUGCUUUAUGGUGUUCUUAUAACAGUUCUCGAUGUAUUGAUAAUCUUGAUGGCAUACCACAAAGACGGAUCAUUGAAGCAGACCAAAGUGUUUGAGAUCUUGGUAUCUAUCUUGGUCAUGGCCACGUGUAUUUGCUUUAUUUUGGAGUUGUUCAAGUGUCCUUUUGAGCCUGGUGCGGGAUGGGAAAUCUUUAAAGGAUUUCUCCCUGUGAAUAAGGAAAUAUUCAAGGAAAAGAAUGCGUUGUUUUUAAGCUGUGGGAUUGUGGGGAGUACAGUGAUGCCACACUCCUUGUUUCUUGGAUCUGCUUUGGUUCAACCAAGAUUGAAAGAUUUCGACGAAAAAAAUGGAAUGAAAGAAGAGGUUAUCAUCGAUUCAGAUAAUGAGCAGGCAAUUGUUAUAUCUUCAAACACAAAUAUGACUGAAACAUCUUCGGAUUCACCAGCCACGCCAAUGUCAAGAUUGAGAAGCUUGUCCAAUGGAUCUAUGCUUGUGAGAAAAUACAAGCCCUCAUACGAAGCGAUAAAGUAUUGUUUGAACUAUUCGUACGUCGAGUUAGUAUUAUCCUUGUUCAUUGUCGCGGUAUUUGUCAACUCUGCCAUAUUGAUUGUGGCUGGAGCUACACUCUAUGGCAAGCCCGAUGCUGCUGAUGCCGACUUGUUAUCUAUAUACGAAAUGUUGUCCCGCUAUAUUUCGCCAGCUGCUGGGUUGUUGUUUGCAUUGAGCAUGUUGUUUUCAGGCCAGAGUGCCGGGAUUGUAUGUACUAUGGCUGGCCAAAUAGUUUCUGAAGGGUUCAUAAACUGGACGAUUGCUCCAUGGAAAAGAAGAAUUAUGACAAGAGUCAUUGCAAUUGUGCCAGUAAUCAUAGUUAUUGGCAUUCUUGGUCGUGAAGGUGUCAACAAAGUAAUGAAUUCCUCGCAAGUUGUGCUCAGUUUUAUCUUGCCAAUAGUUAGUGCACCAUUGAUUUAUUUCACUGGUAAAAAAAAAUUCAUGGUGGUUUACAAAACCAGUGGCUCGUCUGAUGAAACAAGUCCACUACUCUUGUCUGGUGAAGAGAGCAAUGUUGCAUCCAAGCCAAUCACGUACGAAAAUGGCAAAUUUUUGCAAAUAACGAGUAUCCUCACAUGGAUUAUUAUUACAGCUCUAAACAUCUACUUAAUUAUUGCAUUCGCUAAUGGUGCAGACAUAUAG